Molecule: messenger RNA, 3672 nt
Organism: Sesamum indicum (sesame)
Lineage: Eukaryota; Viridiplantae; Streptophyta; Magnoliopsida; Lamiales; Pedaliaceae
Product: pumilio homolog 5
Biological process (GO): post-transcriptional regulation of gene expression
Cellular component (GO): cytoplasm
Molecular function (GO): mRNA binding
Source: RefSeq, a predicted model, not a curated record
CACUUGUCUAUUCUUCCCAUUUACGGCAGCAUUGGUCCUCAAUCCCAGACAACACUUGUACGCUACAGUUGCUCAUAAUUCUUUCUACACAUGUACACAGUCGGUCCGUCUGCCUCAAUCCACACCCACUGGAGGUAGCACUUUUUGGCUUUCUAUAGCAAAAACCUGAAUUUGUUCUGUCUGCUACCUGCCUUAAACUAGUCAAGAACAAGCCCCACAUCGCCUUAUUCUUAUAAAAUAACCUACACCACCUCCCCACCCCACCAAGCAUCUAACACUUUUUUUCUUUAUGUUGUCCACUGCUUGUGAAAGAGAAUCAGGACUGCUAUGUAGCAACUAGCAGAGGAGUAUCUGUGAGAAUACUUGUGUGCUUGUGAGCAUAAAAAGAGGUAAGAAUCUAAACUAUGAUGGCAACAGAAAGCCCCAUUAGGAUAUUGGAAGGGACAGAAAAAUGGUCGCACCUUAAGCAGUCUACAACAUAUGGGCCAUCGUCUUCCAAGAUCAGCUUUGAAGAUCUGGGUUUGUUUGUCAAAGAUCAAAGGUUGGAAAGCCUUGAGAAGGAUGUGAUGCCAAGCCGGAGUGGAAGUGCACCCCCAAGCAUGGAAGGUUCUGUCGAAGCAGUUGACCACAUAGUUUCCCAGAGGAAAUCCACUUUGAGUCCUAGCUUGCUAUAUCCAAACAUCUCUGCUAGUAAUCGUGAGACUGAGCUGCAAUUUCUUGCUGAUCCAUCAUCAUCGUCAUACCAUGGAUCCAAUAUAUUUUCGGACCGAAGGCUUGGUGGGCCUCACAAAUCAAUGGAGAAUUUGCCUCUAUUUCUGCCUAGUGGUAGUACUGGCAGUGAUUGGAAAAUAACUCCUUAUGCUAAAUUUGUGGAUGCCACUGUGCAAUUGCCUUGGAAUAGUCUUCCAGCUCAUGAGGAAGAGUCUGAGGAGGAUGGAUCAUCUGAACAGAGUGCGUCUUUGUCUUUUGAUAAAGCUGCUUUGCCGGUUUACUAUGGUGGUUUAUUGGACUCAAUGCAGGAAACUUCCCAACUUGCUUCAUCACCUACAUAUGAUCGGAGUCACUCCUUGGGCUAUAAACCUGGGGAAGAGACAGUAGUUUCUGAUGUUGAACCUCAUAGCCUGGAUAAUAUCUCUAUUAGCAUAUCAACUGCUCGUACUAAUGCUCCCACCUCAGAUUGUAUUAAGAAAGCCUCAGCACUUGAUGGCCCCAGGGAUACAGUAGUUAGGUCAGCUGUACACGAAAGAGACUUCAAUGCUAUAAAUGCCAAUGCGCAGGAUAAUAUCCCGACUGCAGGAUCCCAUGUUGAAGCUGGAAGGAGUGUUAAUGGAACUCGUCCUUCUAAUUCCAAUACUAAUAAAUUUCACAAGAAAGAGCAACUUUCCCCUCAAAAUAACAUGCCGCAACAGCAAACACCUCGACAUGAAAGCAACCCUUAUCGAGUUCAGGUCUCUUACUCACAAACGAUAAAUCCAGAACUGAGUCAUUUGUACAGUAGCUCGAACCAAUUUCCUUAUAGAUCUUUAAGUGUUUCAAGGGCAGAGGUUCAACCAAUUCUCCAGUCAUCUGGAUUCUCACCUCCACUUUAUGCCACAGAAUCUGCUUUUGUGACUUCACCGUCUCCAUUUUAUCCAUAUCUGCAGCCACCGGGCUUCUUCGCUCCACAAUAUAGCAUGGAUGGAUAUGCAUACAACUCUGCGUUUCUGCCUUCCUAUCUGCCUGGGUUUCCCUCUCAAGGUGCUGGUGCUAUGGCAUUUGACAGUGCCUCCUUUCCCAUUUCUGGAGUUUCAGAUGGAGGAAAUCUACAUGCAUAUAAUAUGCAAAAUCUACAGAAAUUUUGUGGUCAAGUGGGAGUCCCUGUGCAACCUUCAUUCUCCGAUUUAUUGCAUAUGCAGUUUUUCCGGCCAGCUGUACAAGAUCUUUAUGGUACCUGUGGUCAUUUUAGUCAUCAGAUACGAGGAGAUGGUGCUGUUUUGAACCAAGUGAAUUCUCACGCCUCACAGAAAGGGGCAAACCUCGUUGGUCUGUCGAAUGACCAUAAACCUCAACAUUCAGCUGCUGCAGGUUGCAACACUUAUGAUCCCCAAACAGGUAAUAUAUCAAGUCACUAUUCUUUUGGAAGCCCAACCAGUGUUGGUCCUUCAGUGCAAUUUCCUCCUGCAUCUGCUGCUAAUCGAAUAGUGCAAGCAAAACCUGUGGGGGGAACCAAUUCUCCCAGAGGGAGAUAUAAUAUCGGUCAUUCUCACUCUAGUGGUAACCCUAGCAAAGCUUAUAGACACCAAAGUCAGAACUGGAGUAAUAUGAAUCCGUAUUCUUUUCUUGAAGAGUUGAAAUUGGGUAAAGGUCAAAGAUUAGAGCUAUCCGAUAUAGCCGGACAUAUUUGUGAAUUCAGCGCGGACCAACAUGGAAGUAGAUUCAUUCAGCAGAAGUUGGAAACUUGUAGCGUCGAAGAGAAAGCUUCUGUUUUUAAGGAAGUUAUUCCGAAUGCUUCCAAACUAAUGACUGAUGUUUUUGGUAACUAUGUCAUUCAGAAGCUUUUUGAGUAUGGUAGCUCAGAGGAACGGGAGGAGCUUGCAAAUCAACUGGAAGGUCAAAUUUUGCCAUUGAGUUUGCAGAUGUACGGGUGCCGUGUAGUCCAAAAGGCUGUUGAAGUUAUUGAUAUAGAACAAAAAGCAAGGCUUGUCAGGGAGCUGGACGGACAUGUAAUGAGAUGUGUCCGUGAUCAAAAUGGAAAUCACGUUAUACAAAAAUGCAUUGAGAGUAUCCCCACAGACAAAAUUCAUUUCAUAAUUUCUUCUUUUCGUGGUCAAGUAGCAACACUUUCAACGCAUCCUUAUGGUUGUCGUGUCAUACAGAGGGCCCUGGAGCAUUGCAAAGAUAAAUCACAGACGCAGUUCAUAGUGGAUGAGAUUUUGGAUUCAGUUUACUCCCUUUCUCAGGACCAGUAUGGUAACUAUGUCGCACAGCAUGUAUUAGAGAUGGGUAAGCCCGGCGAAAGGAGUGAAAUCAUUGAGAAAUUAUCUGGAUCUAUAGCAGAACUGUGCUUGCACAAGUUUGCAUCAAAUGUUGUCGAAAGGUGUCUGGAGUAUAGUGAUUCUACUUCAAGAACCAUACUGAUAAAGGAGAUUAUCGGUCAUGGUGAUAACGAUGAUAAUUUAUUGAUUAUGAUGAAAGACCAAUACGCCAAUUAUGUCAUACAGAAGAUUUUACAAGUAUGUAGCAGCGAUCAGCAGGACAUGUUGCUUGGUCUAAUAAGAAACCAUCUUACUGUGUUAAAGAAGUACACAUACGGGAAGCACAUCGUUGCUCGAUUCGAAGAGCUAUACGGUGAAGCCAUUUCAAUGCUGUCCAGAAAUUCAAACGUCAGAAUCGUAGGGCCGGGAUGUCGACAGUGAAGCAGCUGGUAUUGCUGUGACUUCACAAAAGGGCAUUGAAUUCCUGAAAGCUAUUCAGCAAAAGUAUUUAAUACCAAACGAUUGGGGCCCAAUUUAUAUGAUCAGAAUUCGACUUCCAGAACUUCUAUUGUAGAUUACUUGCGCAUGUAAAGCUUAGGCAAUGUACUAGGUAGAACGUUCUUCUGUACCAUCUGUACAUAUAAGGCUGUCGGAUCCACCUGGACGUUGUUGACGCUUCUAUGCAUACACUUCUUUGCUUUGGUUUUACUAUUAUUCA